AUGGCCUCGAGAAGCCGCCGCCUCCUGCUGCUGCCGCUGCUGCUCGCCGUGUCCGCGGCCGCCCUCCAGGUGACGCCCAACUCGCCCUGUUCGUCGGCGUGCAUCGACUCGGCCGGGCUGGACGCCUCGGACCCCAACUCGUCCAACACGCGCGCGGGCGACAUUGUCUGCGCCGACGGGCAGUUCGACGCCGACGCCGACGCCGCGGGGCGCAAGCUGAGGACCUGCCUGGCGUGCCUGCAGGGCAGCACGUACACGCAGGGCGGCGAGGGCGACCAGGCCUGGUUUCUGUAUAAUCUCCGGUACGCCCUCGACCGCUGCGUCUUCGGGUAUCCCAACGCCACCACGGGCGCGACCUCGAGCCCCUGCGUGACGCCCGAGUCGUGCGGCGCGCUGGCCGCCGCGCUGAAGAGCGACAUCACGCGGCCGGGCGCCGUCUCGGCCUUUGCAUACUGCGACGUCGACGCCGGCGCCGCCACGGGCAUGUACUUUGAGAGCUGCCUGCAGUGCGUCCAGGCAGACGGGCAGCACGCCUACCUGUCCAACUUCCUGGUCGUCCUCGAAGCAGCCUGCCUCCAGCGACCGCCGGCCUCGCUGCUCGUGGGCGUCAACGAAACCGUCUUCUCGCGGCACACUAUUGCGGUGACGCAGAGCUGGCCGCCGGCGUCGUCGUCGCCGCCCGCCUCCCACGCAGCCCUGUCGACCCCGGCCAUCGUGGGCGUCGCCAUUGUGGGCGUCGCCGCGCUCGCCCUGCUCUCCGGCUGCGUCUACAUGCAGGUGCGCAAGCGGCAGAACAGACGCAACCGGGCGCGGCGCACACUCUCGUUCCGGUGCCGGACGGCGGCGGCGGCGGCGCCCCCCGCGCCCGCGCCCGCGUACCACGACGACGACUACGACGACGAGCGCUUCUUCGAGAAGAGGCGCCCCGGCUCGCGGGACGCGUCUGUCGUGAGCAUGAGCCCCGUCGCGCGGUCCAAGCCGUGCGCGUGGCCGCUCAACAUCACCACCACCAUCGCCGAUGUGCCGGCCCCCGAGCCGGCGUACGUGAGCCCCGUCUCCGCCGGGGGCGCUUCGUCGCCCGACGACGCCACGCCGCGGUCGAGCGCGCCGCUGCUCAGCCCCGCCAGGGCGUUUGCCAACCACUUGCACUUUGCGGGCGGCGCUGGGCACGCGGCCGCACGACCGCCCGGGUCUCCUACCACCUUUGACCCGCCGCCGACGAGGUAG
Molecule: messenger RNA, 1227 nt
Organism: Metarhizium robertsii ARSEF 23
Lineage: Eukaryota; Fungi; Ascomycota; Sordariomycetes; Hypocreales; Clavicipitaceae
Product: LPXTG-domain-containing protein
Exons: 4
Coding region: 1-1227 (408 amino acids)
Source: RefSeq, a predicted model, not a curated record